AAAAAAGAAGAAGAAGAAGAAUGGACCCACGCGCUUCCGCGACAAGAUACUGGCCCGGACGAUGAAUUCAUUUUCCUGCGAGAGUGUGACUUUGCUUCGACUUUGGUUUCUGUUGCUACGUGCCGCUAUUCGAUCGGGGUUGUUCUUGGAGACAAAAGUUCUUAUCAGCAAGACAUGAGAGGCCAAUUUUAUUGUUGCGUCUUUUGAGACUACGGGUUAUAUUGUUAUACUUAUUCGCUCAUGUCGAGGAGUCUGCAGUUCAUCCUGUGUCUGUGCUAUCGUCCUUUAUGGAGGCGGUCAUUGCCCAAUAGAAAAUCACCAAUCCACUAGUAUACUGUUAGGUAGUUAGAGGCGGUACCUUAUUCAUCCAUUCCUUAUCGCGAGCUAAGUGGAAACAAACCAUUGCUCACCUUUGUCUCAAUUGACUUGGCCCCUGCAGCACCAGAACCAUGAUUACUACGGCGAAGCUAAACUUCAUCACCGGUAACAAAAACAAAUUGGCUGAAGUGAAAGCGAUACUGGGAAAUGUAGUUGAGAUUGACAGCCAAGCAAUCGAGGUACCCGAGAUACAGGGAUCCAUUGAAGAAAUCGCGAAAGAAAAGGCUAGGCGUGCAGCAGAAGAGAUAGGCGGCCCUGUCUUGACGGAGGAUACAGCGCUUGGAUUCCGCGCUCUGAAAGGACUUCCAGGCGCGUAUAUCAAACAUUUUUUGAGCGCACUGGGACACGACGGUCUCAACAAGAUGCUUGAUUCUUUCGACGACCGAAGUGCAGAAGCCGUUUGCACAUUUGCUUUUUGUCGUGGUCCUGGAGAAGAACCAAUACUUUUCCAGGGAAGGACUGAGGGUAUUAUUGUCAGGCCGAGAGGCCCAUUGAACUUCGGCUGGGAUCCGAUAUUCGAACAUAAUGGGAUGACAUAUGCUGAGAUGGAUAAGGAGGAAAAGAAUCGAGUUUCUCACAGGUACAAGGCUCUCGCCAAGCUAAAGCAGUGGCUCGAAGACGGGCACCUCUACCUUGACAGUGCAGGUACGAGGACCUGAAAGGUUUGAAGGAAAAGCCAUUAGGUCUGCCUAAGUCGGACUUCACUCUCUGUUUUCCAGUCGGCUUUCUUUCCAGGAUUCUAUCCAGGCUGAAAUCCUCGUACAGUUGCUCUCUACAUCAUCAUCCUCCU
Messenger RNA from Aspergillus novofumigatus IBT 16806, 1168 nucleotides. RefSeq names its product non-canonical purine NTP pyrophosphatase. The record is from RefSeq and is a predicted model, not a curated record. NCBI's taxonomy places the organism in Eukaryota, Fungi, Ascomycota, Eurotiomycetes, Eurotiales, Aspergillaceae. Gene Ontology annotation, cellular component: cytoplasm. Bases 450 to 1037 code for a protein of 195 amino acids. Gene Ontology annotation, biological process: nucleoside triphosphate catabolic process. Gene Ontology annotation, molecular function: nucleoside triphosphate diphosphatase activity. The transcript has 6 exons.